UAUAUUUGUCAUAUUUUCUUUUUUAGUACCUCACCAGUAAUAGAUGUGGCAAAUAUGUGGACACCGGAAUCUUAGCAUCUGAUUUGCAGAGAAUGUACAGUAUAGACUAUGGCCGUAGAAAAAGAAAUGCUUUUAGGAUUCAGGUAGAAAAAGUGUUCAGUAUAAUUAGUAGUGAGAAAGAACUUAAGAAUCUAACAGAAUUAGAAGAUGAACACUUGGCAAAAAGAUCGAGACAAGGUGAAGAGGAUAAUGAGUCUUCUGAAAGCUAUUCUGAUGAUAGUUCAAAUGUGGAAGAUCACCUGGAUCCACAGUCAACCAAUCACAUGAACAGUUCCUUGCUGUCUUUAUAUCGGAAAGGAAAUCUCAAUUCUGUUUCAAAUACUCUGGAGUUGGAGCACAAGGAGACCACCACUUCAACACCACGAAUAGCCUCCGUUUCUUUGAAGACCCCUGCCAGAGAAUCUGAGAAAGGAUGGUUUAUUGACAAAGUUCCAGAUGGAAAGAAAGAGUUUUUCUUGCAUGCAUCAGAUGAGAAAAAUAUUCAUAAGAAGCCAGUGUCUGAUAUACAGGCUUCAAAAGAUUCUUCUAUCAUGGAGGCUGAUAAAAAAAGGAAAAGCAGGCUAACGGUCAAAGGAAUCAAAAGAAAGAAAGAGGAUCUUCAGGAAGUAGAUGAAGAAAUAAUAGCUGUCUUACAAAAGAAAGCUAAAGUCAGGGGACUGGAACUACAGAGCUCCAAUGUGAAGUUUGAAGAUGUUGGAGGCAACGAUUCAACAUUAAAAGAAGUCUGCAAGGUACUUACCCAUAUGUGUCACCCGGAAGUGUACCACCACCUGGGUGUUGUGCCUCCUCGUGGAGUUCUCCUUCAUGGGCCACCUGGCUGUGGGAAGACAUUACUUGCACAUGCCAUUGCUGGGGAACUUGACCUCCCAAUUUUAAAAGUGGCUGCUCCCGAGAUUGUGACAGGAGUUUCUGGAGAAUCUGAACAAAAGCUCAGAGACUUAUUUGAACAAGCUGUGUCAAACGCACCCUGUAUUGUUUUCUUUGAUGAAAUUGAUGCUAUUACCCCCAAAAGAGAAGUUGCUUCAAAAGAUAUGGAACGCAGAAUUGUAGCCCAGCUUCUAACCUGCAUGGAUGAUCUGAAUAAUAUGGCACCUACAGUUCGUGUUCUAGUCAUUGGAGCUACUAACCGGCCAGACUCAUUAGACCCUGCUUUGAGACGUGCAGGAAGGUUUGACCGAGAAAUAUGCCUGGGUAUCCCAGAUGAAACGUCCAGAGAAAGAAUACUUCAAACUUUAUGCCGAAAAAUGAGACUUCCAGAAACGUUCAGUUUUAGUCACUUAGCCCACUUAACGCCGGGCUUUGUUGGCGCAGAUUUGAUGGCAUUGUGCCGAGAAGCAGCCAUGUGUGCAGUCAGCAGGGUCUUGCUGAAGGCACAAGAGCAGCAGAAGAGAGAUCUUGAGAUCGAAGGCUUGUCGUCUGAAGGAGGCCAGGAGGACAGACAAGUCAGAACAGAGUCUAAUUCUGACGCACAGGAUGAGUUGCACAGGCUGCUGGUGUUGCUAAAAGAGCAAGAUUUCCUCUCAGAGGACCAGAUGCAAGGACUGUGCGUUGAACUGAAUGACUUCAUUGUUGCUCUAGCCAUGGUCCAGCCCUCUGCUAAAAGAGAAGGUUUUGUUACCGUCCCUAACGUGUCAUGGGCUGAUAUUGGUGCCCUGGAAGAUAUUAGAGAAGAGCUCAGCAUGGCAAUAUUGGCACCAGUACGUAACCCAGAUCAGUUCAGAGCUCUUGGAUUGGUGACUCCAGCUGGAGUCCUCCUGGCAGGUCCGCCUGGCUGUGGGAAAACUUUGUUGGCUAAGGCUGUGGCAAAUGAGUCUGGACUAAAUUUUAUAUCUGUCAAGGGUCCGGAAUUGCUAAACAUGUAUGUUGGUGAGAGUGAACGUGCCGUCCGACAGGUUUUUCAACGGGCCAAGAACUCAGCACCCUGUGUGAUAUUCUUUGAUGAAGUGGAUGCUUUAUGUCCCCGUAGAUCAGACCGAGAGACAGGUGCAAGUGUCCGAGUGGUAAAUCAGCUGCUUACAGAGAUGGAUGGUUUAGAAUCUCGCCAACAAGUUUUUAUUAUGGCAGCUACUAAUAGACCAGAUAUCAUUGAUCCUGCAAUUCUGCGCCCAGGCCGCUUGGACAAAACACUCUUUGUGGGUUUGCCAUCCCCAGCAGAUCGGCUUGCCAUUUUAAAAACUAUUACAAAAGAUGGCACCAAACCUCCACUGGGUCAAAACGUAAAUUUGCAAGCUAUUGCUGGUGAUCCUCGCUGUGAUUGCUAUUCGGGUGCAGACCUCUCUGCGUUGGUACGAGAAGCUGCUCUAUGUGCCUUGAGACAGGAAAUGGCAAGACAGAAGAGUGGAGAUGGAACAGGUGAGCUGAAGAUUAGCCAUAUGCACUUUGAAGAAGCUUUCAAGAAAGUGAAACCAUCUAUCUCAGCAAAGGAUCAAAUGAUGUACAAGACUCUUCAGCAGUCCCUAAGCCGGUGACAUUUCCAGAAGCAGAAGUCCAGAGCGCGGAGGAGGCAGCAAUGGCACACUCUCUGCAGCCCAACACAGAUGGGGUCUGUUCAUUUUAUCUUAACAGAGCCAAGCCGGAGCUGAAGAUUUCCUUACUGACCAGCAUUGUGGCAACACUGUCCCAAGUCCUCAUUAAAGGGGAAGAAAAGGAACUGCUUAAAUUUAGCUAUUUUCAAAUAAAGUUGUCAUUUGAACAAUUGUA
Messenger RNA from Dipodomys ordii (Ord's kangaroo rat), 2760 nucleotides. RefSeq names its product nuclear VCP-like (gene Nvl). The record is from RefSeq and is a predicted model, not a curated record. Lineage: Eukaryota; Metazoa; Chordata; Mammalia; Rodentia; Heteromyidae. Gene Ontology annotation, molecular function: ATP binding; preribosome binding; RNA binding. Gene Ontology annotation, cellular component: nucleus. Gene Ontology annotation, biological process: ribosome biogenesis. The transcript has 22 exons. The coding region runs from base 93 to 2528 and encodes 811 amino acids.